AGAUGUCGGGUCAGACGCUGACAGAUCGCAUCGCAGCUGCUCAGUACAGCGUUACGGGAUCGGCCGUAGCCAGAGCCGUCUGCAAAGCCACCACGCAUGAAGUGAUGGGCCCCAAGAAAAAGCACCUGGACUACUUGAUCCAAGCAACUAAUGAAACCAACGUGAAUAUCCCUCAGAUGGCUGAUACGCUUUUUGAGCGAGCAACGAAUAGUAGCUGGGUGGUCGUAUUCAAAGCCUUAGUCACCACACAUCAUCUAAUGGUCCAUGGCAAUGAGAGAUUUAUUCAGUACCUGGCAUCUAGAAACACAUUGUUCAAUCUCAGCAAUUUUCUGGACAAAAGUGGAUCUCAUGGUUAUGACAUGUCCACCUUUAUAAGGCGUUAUAGUAGAUACUUGAAUGAAAAAGCAUUUUCCUACAGACAAAUGGCAUUUGACUUUGCAAGAGUGAAGAAAGGAGCUGAAGGUGUAAUGAGAACAAUGGCUCCUGAAAAACUGCUGAAGAGUAUGCCAAUAUUACAGGAACAAAUUGAUGCACUACUUGAAUUUGAUGUUCAUCCAAAUGAACUGACAAAUGGUGUCAUAAAUGCUGCAUUCAUGCUUCUGUUUAAAGAUCUCAUCAAACUUUUUGCUUGCUACAAUGAUGGUGUUAUUAACUUACUAGAGAAAUUUUUUGAAAUGAAAAAGGGACAAUGUAAAGAUGCCCUUGAAAUCUACAAACGAUUUCUAACUCGAAUGACCAGAGUAUCAGAGUUUCUUAAAGUUGCAGAGCAAGUUGGAAUUGACAAAGGUGAUAUCCCUGAUCUUACACAGGCUCCCAGCAGUCUCAUGGAGACCCUUGAGCAACAUCUAAACUCACUGGAAGGAAAAAAACCUGGCAACAAUGAAGGAUCUGGGGCUCCUUCUCCUCUGAGCAAGUCUUCUCCAGCCACAACUGUUACAUCUCCUAGUUCUACUCCAGCAAAAACUAUUGAUACAUCUCCUCCGGUUGAUCUUUUUGCAACUUCAUCUACAGCUGCUCCAGUCAGCUCUUCCAAGCCAUCCAGUGAUCUUUUGGAUCUUCAGCCAGAUUUUACCGGUACUGGGCAGGCAGCUCCAGCACCUGCUCCUGCAGGCGCUGCUGCUGCUGCUCCUGCUGCUGGAGGCACUUCGUGGGGAGACCUCUUGGGAGAGGAUAAUCUGGCUGCACUUGCUGGUGUUACCUCGGAGCCACAGAUUUCAGAUCCAUUUGCCCCAGAGCCUACUGCAGCCACUGCUCCAACUACUGAUACUACAACUACUACGGCUGCUGCCACCACAGCUACCACUGUCCCUGCUGCCACUGCUGAAGUGGAUCUCUUUGGAGAUGCCUUUGCAGCUUCUCCUGGGGAAGCCCCUGCAGCAGCUGAAGGGGCAGCAGCACCAGCUACCCCAACCCCUGUAGCAGCAGCUCUUGAUGCAUGUUCAGGAAAUGACCCCUUUGCCCCAUCCGAAGGUAGUGCAGAGGCUGCUCCUGAGCUGGACCUCUUUGCUAUGAAGCCAACAGAGACUGCUGUUCCUGUAGUUACCCCUACAACUAGUGCAGCCACUCCAGUUCCUGCAACAACUCCUUCUCCAGCUGCUGCUGUUGCUGCUGCUGCUACUGCUACUACAGCUACUGCCACUACCACCACUACUGCCACCACUUCUGCUACCGCCACCACCUCCGCUCCUCCUGCUCUAGAUAUAUUUGGUGAUUUAUUUGAGUCUGCUCCUGAUGCACCUGCAGCACCUAAACCUGAUGCUACUCCUAGCAUAGAUCUCUUUGGUACAGAUACAUUUUCAUCUCCACAACCUGCAGCUUCUCCUGUGCCUGAGAGUUCUCUCACUGGUGAUCUUUUAUCUGUGGAUGCAUUUGCAGCCCCCUCUCCUCUACCCGCUGCCUCUCCAGCAAAGGUGGAUUCUUCAGGUGUGAUUGACCUAUUUGGUGAUGCUUUUGGAAGUAGUGCUCCUGAACCCCAGCCCACUACCCAGGCUGCUUCUAGUUCCUCAGCUUCUGCAGACCUACUUGCUGGCUUUGGAGGUUCCUUUAUUGCUCCCUCUCCAUCACCAUCCCCAGUCACUCCAGCUCAAACUGGAUUACUACAGCCUAACUUUGAUGCAGCUUUUGGGACAACAGCUCCAACAACUGGCAGUUCAUUUGAUGCAUCAGUGUUUGAUGGCUUAGGUGAUCUUCUUAUGCCAACAAUGGUUCCUUCUGGUCAACCUGUAGCACCUGCAGCCGCAGCAACAGUCCCUGCUGCAGCAGCAAGCAAAGGCCUUGGAAGUGAUCUUGAUUCGUCUCUUGCAAACUUAGUAGGCAAUCUUGGAAUUUCUGGUACUACUUCUAAAAAGGGAGACCUGCAGUGGAAUGCUGGAGAGAAAAAGUUAACAGGAGGAGCGAACUGGCAGCCAAAAGUAGCACCUGCAACAUGGUCAACUGGUGGUGUCCCAGGCGGUCCUUUGGCAGGAGCUGUGCCUCCGGCAAGUGCUGUUCCUGCAGCAGGAGGUACUCCACCUGUCCCGCAGCCAGGAGCAGCAUUUGGGAUGCCCCCAGCAGGUGCAGGGGUGCCCAUGAUGCCCCAGCAGCCGGUGAUGUACGGGCAGCCGAUGAUGAGGCCCCCGUUUGGAGCCGCCGCUGGCCCUGGGGUGCAGCUUUCUCCAAGCCCAACACCUGCUACUCAGAGCCCCAAGAAACCUCCAACCAAGGACCCAUUAGCGGAUCUUAACAUCAAGGAUUUCUUGUAA
Onychostruthus taczanowskii (white-rumped snowfinch) is the source of this 2741-nucleotide messenger RNA. It is a transcript of the gene SNAP91, whose product is annotated as synaptosome associated protein 91. The record is from RefSeq and is a predicted model, not a curated record. The coding region runs from base 3 to 2741 and encodes 912 amino acids. Gene Ontology annotation, cellular component: clathrin-coated pit; synaptic vesicle; clathrin-coated vesicle. Gene Ontology annotation, biological process: clathrin-dependent endocytosis; synaptic vesicle budding from presynaptic endocytic zone membrane; clathrin coat assembly. Gene Ontology annotation, molecular function: phosphatidylinositol-4,5-bisphosphate binding; clathrin heavy chain binding; 1-phosphatidylinositol binding. NCBI's taxonomy places the organism in Eukaryota, Metazoa, Chordata, Aves, Passeriformes, Passeridae. The transcript has 28 exons.